Molecule: messenger RNA, 1245 nt
Organism: Saccostrea cuccullata (small rock oyster)
Lineage: Eukaryota; Metazoa; Mollusca; Bivalvia; Ostreida; Ostreidae
Product: acetylcholine receptor subunit beta-like 1
Exons: 1
Coding region: 5-1138 (377 amino acids)
Biological process (GO): regulation of membrane potential; monoatomic ion transmembrane transport; signal transduction
Cellular component (GO): neuron projection; plasma membrane; synapse
Molecular function (GO): excitatory extracellular ligand-gated monoatomic ion channel activity; transmembrane signaling receptor activity; transmitter-gated monoatomic ion channel activity involved in regulation of postsynaptic membrane potential
Source: RefSeq, a predicted model, not a curated record
AAAUAUGGACUUUAAGCCGUUGCGAUUCUUCAAAUUAGUACUGUUGAUGUCAUUUCUUGGGCUUACAGAAUCCUUGUCCAGAACACAGUUAUUCCAGGAUGUAAUGAAAAAAAUAGAUCCAGAAAUCGCUCCUUUUGAAUCUGCGGACACAUUUAUAUCCGUCACAAUAAAUGUAAAUUUGAUGGGGAUUUCAGAGGUCAACGAGAAGCAACAAACUGUGAAAGGAUCGUACUGGAUUGUGUUAACAUGGACGGACUGGCGUCUGAGAUGGGAUCCCAAUUCUUAUAGGAACAUCAGCGCGGUUCAAGUGAAAGCUGACAAGAUCUGGUCUCCGACUUCUAUUUGUAUUUUCAAUGAAUUAGGAAACGAGAAGUGUUUCAAUGCCGAUAAAGAUCCAGUUACUGUUCAUUCAGCAGGAUACGUAGCCUACAUGAAAUACAUGGAGAGCGUGUCCCAGUGUACAAUAGAUGUCACAAAAUAUCCUUUUGAUUCUCACUACUGUGGCCUGUGGUUUGGAAAUAUUAAUUCAAACACGGAAUUUUUGCAUUUCGAUUCAAAAUAUUCUGGAUUUCUUCUUCAAUAUCUUCAGCGAAACGAAGUUUGGGACGUUCGGAACACGUCGAUUUCAGUUUUCAGUUAUGAGGAACCUACUACUAAAGUAAUACAAAAUCAAUUACAUUUCAACAUAAUGUUGGAAAGAAAGUCAUUUUAUGUCCUCAUUUCUACAUUUUUACCAGUUGUAAUUUUAUCAGUAUUAAAUUUGUUUUGUUUUGUUGUACCUAUCGACUCAGGUGAAAAGAUGGGGUUCAGCAUGGCUAUAUUUCUAACAUUUGCCGUGUUUCUUACGAUAAUUAACGAUUCCAUGCCGAACUCAUCAGAAAAAGUUCCUUUCUUCACAAUAUAUCUGAUAACUCAACUCGUCAUCAGUGGAUUGACAGUAGUAUUGGAAUCCUUUGUUCUCUUGUUCCACUUUCACUUUUGUACCAAAACAAAAGAACAGUCAGAGAAAGAAGACGAAAAGGGGACCACAGAUAAGAAUUGCCAUUUCACUGGGGCACAUUUGGACAUAAUAUUCUUCUUUUUCGUUUUAGGUUGCAAUAUAUUUUCAAUCCUUUUUUAUAUUUUAAAUGUGAUUUGAAAUGUUUUCCGUAACAGAAUAUUUUGCUAUUUCUUUUUCAUUUGAAAUCUCUAGUUAAUUUUAGUAUAUUUUAUCCAAUGGUGUAGAAUAAAACACUUUCCUGUAAA